CUGUGAAAUCAAGAAAUAAUAAUUAAUAGCAGUUAGUCCUUAUUCAGUACUACUCUAUGCUCAGAAUUUGCAAAUGAUCAGCUCCCGACACGGCGCUUCGACUUUUUGGAAGCUGAGACAUAAUUUGUGAGUUCGUUAUUAUUGUGUCGUUAUUUACCAUCGUAAAAUAAAUUACAUUAUCGGGUUUGCAAAAGUAAUCAUAUUACGGCUCGUUUAAGACUUAAAGAGUCACUUUACAACUAUUGAUUUUAGAAAACAAUGUUUCGAAAUGGUAAAAUUUCUGAAACUACCCAAACUAAACAAUCUCGCAGUGAACGAUUCCAAGAAAUGUCGAAACAGCAACAAUUGAUAGAACAAAAAAAACGGGAAAUUCAAGCUAGAUUCGAAGAGAAGAAAAAGAAAAUUGCUGAACAAUCCGAAGGAAGCAACAAACCAUCAAAACCAUUAGCUAUUACGAAAAAUUCUAUUAAAUUAGAUAAAAUCAAAUCGUUUUAUCAAAAAUCUAAAGGUUUAUUGAAAAAUGAGAAUUCAGUAAAAAAUGUUCAUGAGGACCUUCCUUACGAGUCAACAGGAGUGCACAAAAGUAAACCCUCUUUGGCAGAUGUUUUUGAAAAAGAUGAUGAUACUAAUUCUAAAGAACAUGAACAUUUUAAAGAUGACAAACCUGAGGUUAAACACGGACCUAAAUUAGAGCAAAACUAUUGUUCGGAACAGUAUGAAGAACCAAAGUCAUUCAUGUCAUUGCCUGAACAUCAAUUUGUGGGUUAUGAAAUUAAUCAAUCUUACCAGCAACCUAGCUAUUACAGUUCCCCGUCAAUUCAAGUGACUACGAUUCAACCACAAACUACUGUUGUUCAAGUUCCUACUGUUUCAAUAGUUACAACACAUCCAAUUUUACAAAUUUCCCAGCCUUCAAUUUACCCAACACAUAAUCCAGUGUUCUUAUCUCAAAAUAAUGCAAAACUCGGUCAGUACCAACAGUAUCCUAUACAGACUCCUCCAUUGACCGCUACAAUAGUAACUGAUACAACUACAACAGCGACUGUACCAAGGAGUGCUGACGAACAACCAUCACUCAUAGUAACCGAAACCUCAACAGUGUCUUUAGGACCAACACCGAGUGCCGCACAUUUAUUGAACGCUCCACCACAGACGAUUGAAACUUAUACUGCGGUUCCCAGAGUGCUGAGAUGUGAACCGCAAGCAACACUCGACAAUCAAGAUGUUGAAAGUUUGGCUGCUACAGUAGCUGAGUAUGGUGAUGAAAUUGAAGAUAUUAUACAACGAGAACGACCACAAGAUGUCAAUUUAUUAUUCUUGAGGGACAAAAAUUCUCCAGCCUAUUCAAUUUUUCGACAAAGAGUCGGAUACUUAAGAGCUAAAAUAAUAGCAAAUAAAUUGACUCCCACAGACAUAAAACCACAAUCAUCUUUAAAUUAUGAAGUAACAAAUUCUGAAAAUGAUGAUAGUAUCAGUAGAAAACGUAAACGUAAAAGUCGAUGGGCAAGUGACAAUGUUAAAGUUCCGAUUGUUUCACCAAUUGGAAUUAUUCCUUCGAUAGAUUUAGCAAAAACAAUUCCACAGCCAGCCAAUGCUAAUAAACUUGCCGGUGUGCCCGGUUUGUCUGGUCCGAUGAUCAGCCAAGUUCAACGUACAGAUCCAGCUCUUUUACAAUAUGCCAUGCAAUCUUUUGGUACAUUAAAUUUAUCUGAAGAAGACUGGAAAAAAGCCGAAGACCAUUUUAAAAUUAAUUUGUUGUACCAAGAUAUGCUUAAGAAACGUCAAGAAAUAGAACGUCUGAAAAAGGCUGGGAAGUUUAAGUAUGAGUAUGAUAGUGAUGAAGACACUGAAGGAGGUACCUGGGAACACAAAUUAAGAAAGGAGGAAAUGAUAGCAACUGAAAGGUGGGCAGAAGAGUUGACUGAGAAAUCCAAAGAAAAACAUCAUAUUGGAGACUUUUUACCACCUGAUGAACUUUCAAGAUUCAUGGAAAAGUAUUCUGCCCUAAAAGAAGAUCGUGAACCUGAUCUCUCCGAUUAUAAAGAGUUUAAACUGAAAGAAAAUAAUAUAGGCUUCCAAAUGUUACAAAAACUUGGUUGGUCUGAAGGACAAGGUUUAGGAUCCAGCGGUACUGGAAUAGUUGAACCUGUCAACAAAGGCGGAUCUCAUAAUGAAAACCAAGGAUUGGGUAUUGAAAGACCAUCAGAACUAAGACAAAAUGACGAUGAAUUUGAUGCGUAUAGAAAACGGAUGAUGCUAGCUUAUCGUUUCCGGCCUAAUCCAUUGAAUAACCCACGAAGACCAUAUUAUUAAAAUAAAGACAGCGACCAUUCAACUACCUAUUCAAAAUGUUGAGUGACCUCUUUUAUAGAUGUCAAUUUUAAUACUGUUUAAGUUUUUAUUGUUAAUUAGAAAUAGUGUUUUUGCUGCUAUAAUCUCUUAAAAAUACACUUCAUGUCUGUGUGACCAUAUCAAUAUAAUAUAUUGAUAUUAUGUAAAUAUUUGAUGUUUAUAACUAUCUAUUCUAUGUACUAUAAUUUUAUA
Molecule: messenger RNA, 2544 nt
Organism: Adelges cooleyi (spruce gall adelgid)
Lineage: Eukaryota; Metazoa; Arthropoda; Insecta; Hemiptera; Adelgidae
Product: SURP and G-patch domain-containing protein 1-like
Exons: 12
Coding region: 259-2313 (684 amino acids)
Biological process (GO): RNA processing
Cellular component (GO): nucleoplasm
Molecular function (GO): RNA binding
Source: RefSeq, a predicted model, not a curated record